UAGCUGUCCCAGCUGUACCCCUCUCCCCAUCCCCUUAUCUCCCUGCCGAGCGACGCCACCCAUCCCGCUGCCGAGCGCCCGAGCCCCCUAGCUCGUCUUCCUCCUCGCUCGAGCGCUGUGCCGUGCUCUGAUUUCUUCGUGCUGUGCUCUGUCCCAUCCAGGAGAUGCACGACGGCGAUGGCGGCGCCGUGCAAGCGCAAGCCUGCGCGACGUGCGCCAAGGGGCACGCGUGCCAGGCCGUGGUGUCCCGGACGCGGGAGAUGCGCGCCCUGAUCGACGAGAAGAAGCCCCACCAGGCGCACGCCGUGUUCGCGCAGCUCGCCGGCGAGGGCCACCGGCCGUCGCUGGUGACGUACACCACCCUGCUCUCCUUGCUGACGAGCCAGCGCGCCUUCGAGCGGAUCCCGGCGCUUCUCGCGGACAUCGAGGCCGCCGGCCUGCGCCCGGACCCCAUCUUCUUCAACGCGCUCAUCAACGCCUUCGUGGAGGCCGGGCGGAUGGGGGAAGCCACCAGCGUGUUCUGGAAGAUGAGCCGGCACCACCCGGGCUGCCGGCCCACGGUCUCCACCUUCAACACGCUCAUCAAGGGCUUCGGCAUCGCGGGCCGGCCCGAGGAAUCCCAGCGCAUCUUCGACCUGAUGACGGCGUGGGUCAGGCCGAACCUGACGACGUACAACAUCCUGGUGAAGGCGUGGUGCGACCAGCGGCGGAUGGAGCAGGCGUGGGCCGUGGUGGGCCGGAUGCGGCCCGCGGCGGUGGAGCCCGACGUGGUGACGUACAACACGCUGGCCAGCGCCUACGCCAAGAACGACGAGACGUGGCGCGCCGAGGAGCUCGUGGUGGUGGAGAUGGCGCGGGCCAGGCUGCGCACCAGCGAGCGCACAUGGGGCAUCAUCGUCGGGGGCUACUGCAGGGAAGGCCGGCUGGAGGAGGCGCUCCGGUGCGUCCGCCAGAUGAAGGACGCCGGCGUGGGGCCCAACGUCAUCGUCUUCAACACCCUCCUCAAGGGCUUCCUCGACGCCAACGACGCCGCCGCCGCCGCCGAUGUUCUCGGGCUGAUGGAGCAGUUCGGGAUCAAGCCGGACAUCGUGACCUACAGCCACCAGCUGAACGCGCUCAGCUCGCUGGGGCACAUGGCGAGGUGCGCCAAGGUGUUCGACAGAAUGCUGGAGGCCGGGAUCGAGCCGGACCCGCAGGUGUACAGCAUCCUCGCCAAGGGCUACGUGCGCGCGCAGCAGCCGGGGAAGGCGGAGGAGCUCCUGCAGCAGAUGGGCCGCCUCGGCGUCCGCCCCAACGUCGUGACAUUCACCACCGUCAUCAGCGGCUGGUGCAGCGUCGCCGACAUGGACAACGCCACGAGGGUCUACGACAAGAUGCGCGGCGCCGGCGUCCGCCCCAACCUCAGGACGUUCGAGACGCUCAUCUGGGGGUACAGCGAGCAGAAGCAGCCAUGGAAGGCCGAGAAGGUCCUCCAGAUGAUGAAGGAUGCCGGCGUCAGGCCCAAGCAGAGCACCUACAGCCUCGUUGCCGACGCAUGGAAGGCUGUCGGCAUCGUCGAGAACGCCAACCGGGCACUUGGUUCCCCCGAUGAUUGUCGCCGCCGCAAUGUCAGUGAUCACGACGAGCCGGGCCGUCAUUCGGAUGAUGAAAUUGACAGGCUGCAAAGAUUCGGGAGAACCGAUGAGCAGGCAAAGAGUGAUCCGUCGAAUUCAAGUUUCCUGCAGGUGACAAGCGCGCUAGGGACAGGCAAGACUGGAAAGUCUGCAUCGCCGCCGGCAUCAUUCUGGCGAUUGUGUCAGCUUCGAAUGCGAUCCCCGGGGUUUUGCAGGAAUCAAUGGCAGAAGCAGUGUGUAUUCUACGGUCAGAACAUCCCCUCACUCAAGGCAGUAGUAUUCCUCAAUUAGAGGCCAUGUUGUUCUGUUCAAGUAACAUGUAGACUGUCCAGAACCCUGUAAAACACAAUUCUUCCCGAUUUUUCCCACAUCUCCUGACCUUAGAUGCUGGUCAUUUCUGUAUGAUCGUGCACAUACAUUGGUCUUGUGCUUCGCCAUUUGGAAAGCUGACUCAAACAUCUGAUGCAAAGCAACUAUAUCUGUAUGCACAGCUUGCCCCAUAA
Molecule: messenger RNA, 2116 nt
Organism: Brachypodium distachyon (stiff brome)
Lineage: Eukaryota; Viridiplantae; Streptophyta; Magnoliopsida; Poales; Poaceae
Product: pentatricopeptide repeat-containing protein At5g25630
Exons: 2
Coding region: 165-1904 (579 amino acids)
Molecular function (GO): protein binding
Source: RefSeq, a predicted model, not a curated record